AUGCGAUAAUAUUUUUAGAGCACUCACAACUUUGGGAAGCGAAUGAUGUCAAAAUUGUAAAGUGAGAGAAAAUAUAUGCCGGAAAGUUGAUUAACAUCAUGUCGGACACUGAGGCAAAUACCGAACAUGGCAGCCAAUCCGAGGACGAGUCCUAUGAGUCAACAGUGCACAGCGAGGAGACAUUAUCCAGUCAUGAGGAGGAGUUCGAUGAAAAACAUAACAUCUUCGACAUUGCUCCGCCAUUGCGGGAACCGCUUUCUGCCAGGUACAAGCACAGCUUCGCCUACAGAACAUUCAAGAAGCGUGUGCCCCAAAUGCUCAACGAGCUGAUAAACUGCAUGCGCGAGAACGAAGCCAGGAUCAUGGAACAGUGCGGCGAUUAUGCGCGCUACGAUCUGCGGCGGGUCAUCUGGAGCCUGGACAUAUUGCGCACGGAGGUACUGAAGAACAGCGAAUUCAAGCAUUUCAUCGACAAAGAUCCAGGUGCCAGCGAGUGGAAUAUCUUUCUGAAAAAGCUAGAAAAUAGCGAGAAAAACCAAUGGUUCUCCUCCAAUUGGAUGGACGCCGAGUGCUACCUGUAUCGUCGCAUAUGGGCUGCAUUCCGGCGCGCAGACACGCUCCGCAGCUACGACUAUUUUAGUCCAAAGAAAAUCUGCGCCACGCGCAAUAAUGUUUUCCUGCUGCAUAAUGUAUUGAAGGGGACACGGGGUCUUCGGCGCAGUCGGAGGAACUUUCUGCUGAUGCUGAAGCUAUCGUUGUGGGCAAAUCGGUGUGAUCUUUCAAUCAGAACCGACAGUCCGGAUGAACGCAUCGUGGAGCAAAUAGUUGGUUUCGACAAGCACUUGAUCGCGGAUCAGUCCGAAGAUGUGUGGCUCUUGCUGACCGAGGGCAUCCAUACAUCCGUAUGUCCCGUCACUGUAGACAUUGUCUUGGACAACGCGGGCUUCGAGCUCUUUGCGGAUUUGCUGCUGGGCGAGUAUUUGAUUGACGCACGGCUGGCGGUAAAGGUCCGCUAUCAUGUGAAGGCUAUCCCUUGGUUCGUCUCGGAUGUCACUGCCAACGACUUUCACUGGAUGCUGCAAUUCUUUCUGCGGCACGAGAUAUCAGUGUGUGCCGCCUUUGGGCGAAAACUACGUCGAUUUAUGCGGAAUAAGUCCAUGGAGCUGUGCAACGUCAGCAGCUUCUGGACAGAGCCGCAGUGUUUCAAGUCCAUGCGCGAAAUGGCGCCCUGUCUGUAUGUUCAGCUCAGUCUAGGCGCCUUGACCAUAUUCAAGGGGGAUCUUAACUAUCGUAAGCUGCUGGACGAUGUCAACUGGAGUUCCACAACUCCAUUUGGCGAAUGUCUGAGUGGCUUUAUGCCCACUAGCAUCUGUGCGCUUCGCACUAUUAAGUCUGAUCUUUAUUGCGGUUUGCCCAUUUGCGUGGUCGAGUGGUUAACGGAGGAUGAUCCCAACUGGAUGUGCACUGGCGACAAGGCGGUUAUCCAGCUGGCUGUCAAAGCGAGACCUUAAAAGUCACUUAAACUGAGUGUAACCUAAAAAAUAAACAGUGAUGAAAAGGCAAAAAAAAAAUGGGCAUGGCUAUAGGUGCGUUCCAAAGAUCCUUGGAGUCUGGUGAAACCAUUUAGAGCAAGACACCAGACUAUUCAGGUCAGCUCAGAGCUGCGACUAUAUAUUCUCGGAUCCAUAAUGCGUUCUGGAAAGUAGAUAGCAAAAGCAUAAUUGAGUUAAACAAGUUGGGAAUUCUAUGAUUUGAAUAUAUGUAUCUAUUGUCGUUUUAUUAGUUAUGACCUUAAAGCUAAAUGGUAGGCCGUGUAAGUCGUAAACAUAAGUAUGACAUUCCAUAUACGCAGUAUAGACUAUAACUAUGCAUUAUUAAAUAUAAAUAGUAGAAAAAUAUGCUCUAAGGCCAUAUCUUAUAUAUAUGUACGUGUAUAUCCAUACUGCAUUCCUCGGGGGUUUUGCAGCAGUAUUGAAACAAUUCGUCGAAUUUCAAGUCUUAUCAAUUGCCGUUACAGAAAAAGAAGUGAAGAACUCAUCAAAUUUCCCACACAUUAUUUUCAGGCUGUUCUCACAUUAAGAACUGUCGAUCUAUCAUCGCCAGCUUCGUAAUAUUAAUUAUUUAUUAAAAGUCAGUAACUAAGUGCAUUUUUUCUCGUUAGAUAUCUUGGAGGGAGUUCUCUCGGUCGCUGGCUCACAAUACACAAUUGGGAUUCAGCUGUUGAUAUGGCGUCAGAUCCUUGGUGAUUGAGAAGAGCGCACCAUCUCGCACCAUUUUGCACAUAAGAGCGCCUAGAUUCUUGGCAUCAUCGAUGCCGGAAUGUGCGCGUCCCUCAAAGGCUAGGCCCACAUGUGAGAGGGCAUCGCUGAAGUUGCAGGGCCGAUAUUUAUACCACUCGCGAUAAACGGCACGCACAUCGAUCCACUGAUUAAAAUAGGGAGCCUUGCGCAUGCGCUUGCGUGUGCACUCCUUGUGCAGACAGAUGCCAAAGUCCCAGUCGGUCCAUGUGACGAAUGCACAGUUGCCCAGUAUAUUUGAUUUGCUCGUCUUGGGUAGCAACAGACUGCGGGCCCGCAGCUCCUUGCGCAGCCAUUCGUGGAACAUCAUCAGCGCCGUUUGCAACGGCACUCCAGUGUCCACAGUCUUCUGUUCUAUGCCCGUUAACUCCGUGCAGUAGGUGCUCAACCGUGGCGACUCAAUGGGCAUAAUAUACUUGUGAAACUCGGCUUCGAUUUUGCCCGUUUUUAGAUUGACCAGCACGGCUGGAAACUCUGCAAGUCGAAAAGGUUAUUGAUGGUGAUCGGACUGGGGUAUCAUCUGUUAUCAAUUCUUACCUAUGAUCUCCGCUUCCCGCCACUGCGGCGGUGCCUGUUUCUCCCAGCACGUGGCCUCAAAGUCUACGGCAAUCACAUAGCUGAAGGGCUGCAUGGCCAACUGUUUGGAUUUGCGUGACUUCUUUGUCUUGACGGGAACUGUGGCUACUUCGGAUGCACCGUUGAUGCUGAUGUCUGCUUCGUUUUGUAAUCCGUCCAAAUCGUUAGCUGGAUCUGGUCGGCCGCCCUCCACAUACAACGUGUCAAUCAGGCCCAGUUGUCUGCCAAAAAGCAAAACCAAACAUUCAAGUUGUAAUACGUUGGAAAAUAUCUGUAAACUUUUUUUUCAGUUUUUGUUUUGUUUUUUAGAAAAUAUAUGAAAUAUUAUGUGAUAUCUUGGCAACUUGUAGUUAUACUAGGAAUGAAAAUAUACAAACUACUUUUGCCUGACUCUCUUACAUGUCUACAAAGCUGCUACUGCGAUUACAAAUAAUAAACUGUUUAAAUUACUAUGCUUGCUUGCCUUA
This is a messenger RNA of Drosophila montana, 3340 nucleotides long. RefSeq names its product damage-control phosphatase ARMT1. The transcript has a single exon. NCBI's taxonomy places the organism in Eukaryota, Metazoa, Arthropoda, Insecta, Diptera, Drosophilidae. Gene Ontology annotation, molecular function: phosphatase activity. Gene Ontology annotation, biological process: DNA damage response. Bases 99 to 1511 code for a protein of 470 amino acids. The record is from RefSeq and is a predicted model, not a curated record. Gene Ontology annotation, cellular component: nucleus.